Messenger RNA from Klebsormidium nitens, 1039 nucleotides. The record is from the annotation of a GenBank genome assembly. NCBI's taxonomy places the organism in Eukaryota, Viridiplantae, Streptophyta, Klebsormidiophyceae, Klebsormidiales, Klebsormidiaceae.
GAAUGGAAAGCGAGCUCGAUCGGAGCAAGGAGAAAGCUCCGGUGGCGUUUGGGAGGCGAGCGUGAGAUCGGGCAAACGGAGAACCAAAACGUUCUGGGCGGCAAAAGGCACAGAGAGGGAGGAGCCGGAUGCUGCAACGGGCAGCACGGGGGAGGUUGUGUCGGAUGCAGCUGAGGAGAGGGGGCGGGAAAUGGAGAGCGCUCCCCAGGUCGAUGAUCGGAACGCGUUCUCGAUUCCGGUGUGUAACCUCUGCGUGUGCCCCUCGAACGUGUGCACGCAUGGUGCCUCUCGCGGUGCUGCGACGGUGUUGCCCAUGGAAGCUGAGGGCGUGCAGAUGGAAGUGCCCAAACUCGUUCGCCCGACGGACUCCUGGCAGGUCCACGACCCCGAGGUGUCGCUGCUGCAAAGGCCUGUUCGAGUCAGCGAGCUCACGGCCCGGGAUUUCGAAGAGCUUAGUGAUGCAAAGAGUUUUUCCGCCCCGUGCCCGCGAGCGCCACCUCUUUGCCGGACCAGAUGGUUGGGGUUGUGGCAGAGUGCACAAAUAUACGACUUGUAUUGGUCGCAAGAGGUCAAGCUCCGGAUCUAUUGCUGCGCGUGCCCCGAGAAGCAUACCGUUCAUUUUAAUGGAGAGGCGUUCGGACUGUACGCAUGGACGCGAGGGCUGAUCGUCACACAAGCCGCGUGUCAAAUGCUGCUACGAUCCGUUCAGAAAUCAGGAGCUGCUUUCAGCUCGCUCGUCGCAGCUGGAAAUGAUGUGCGGCGCCAAUACAACCCCGAUGCGACACUCUUGUCGGAGGAGUGUUGGCGUGCCGCAAGCUGCCGGCGGCAGUUACGGCACAUGCCGUCAGGGUGUGCCGCUCCGGCAGUCAUCGAGGUGCCGCAGCCUGCCGUUCGGUUGUGUUGGUGCCGGCAGGCAGCCGUCCUGGUGCCGAGACGGCAGGAGCGGCACAGCGGAGGAAAACUGAGCGAAGCAAAGCGAAGUUUCCGCCCCGACUUCGCUCCGCUCAGGGGGGCUCCAACUUUGCUUUGCUUCGCUUAG